AUAACUUCAGUACCUUGGCCCAGAGCAGACAGUACUAAGUUUCUGCUGGGGCCUGGUACUGGAUUCUCCUUCUUUUCCCAAGAAGUCGGCUGCAUGAGGACAAGAUAACUAUUGGGGACAGCAUCCUCCUCCUCCCUUCCUCUAAACUUCUUCCCACAAAGACUGUGCAUGUCUAAUAUUUAGACAUGUUUCGCUUUGUGGAUUCAAGGACUCUAGUGCUGUUCGCAGCCACCCAAGUCAUAUUAUUAGCGGUUGUACGAUGCCAAAAAGAAGAUAUCCUGGACGUAGGGAGCUGCGUGCAGGAUGGGCAAACAUAUAAUGAUAAAGAUGUAUGGAAACCAGAGCCUUGCCAAAUCUGUGUCUGUGACUCUGGAACUAUUCUUUGCGACGACAUAAUCUGCGAGGAGAAUAAAGACUGCCCAAAUGCUGAGAUCCCCUUCGGAGAGUGCUGCCCUAUCUGCCCUACUGAACAAACCUCAACCACCAUUGGGCAAGGAGCGAUAAAGGGACAAAAAGGUGAACCUGGUGAUAUUAAAGAUAUUUUAGGACCAAAAGGACCUCCUGGACCACAGGGACCAUCUGGCGAACAAGGCCCUAGAGGUGAUCGUGGCGAUAAAGGCGAGAAAGGUGCUCCUGGACCUCGUGGAAGAGAUGGCGAACCCGGUACUCCUGGUAACCCAGGACCCCAUGGCCCACCUGGACCUCCCGGACCCCCUGGCCUUGGUGGAAGCUUUGCUGCUCAGAUGACUGGAGGUUUUGAUGAGAAAGCUGGUGGUGCUCAAAUGGGUGUUAUGCAAGGACCAAUGGGCCCUAUGGGACCAAGAGGACCUCCUGGCCCCUCAGGAUCUCCUGGGCCUCAAGGAUUCCAAGGAAAUCCCGGUGAACCUGGUGAACCUGGUGCUUCUGGUGCUAUGGGUCCUCGUGGCCCUCCUGGUCCUUCUGGAAAGCCCGGUGAUGAUGGUGAAGCUGGCAAACCUGGCAAAUCUGGUGAACGUGGCCCUCCAGGACCUCAGGGUGCAAGAGGAUUCCCCGGAACUCCUGGACUUCCCGGAGUGAAAGGACACAGGGGUUACCCAGGUUUAGAUGGUUCCAAGGGUGAAGGGGGUGCUGCAGGUGCCAAGGGUGAAAGCGGAGCUGCUGGUGAAGCAGGUUCUCCUGGUCCAAUGGGUCCACGUGGUCUUCCCGGUGAGAGAGGACGUCCCGGUGCUUCUGGUGCUGCUGGUGCUCGUGGUAAUGAUGGUCUUCCUGGUCCUGCCGGUCCCCCAGGUCCAGUUGGUCCUGCUGGUUCUCCUGGUUUCCCUGGUGCCCCUGGUUCUAAGGGUGAAGCUGGUCCAACUGGUGCACGUGGUCCUGAAGGUGCUCAAGGUUCUAGAGGAGAGUCUGGUACACCUGGAUCUCCAGGACCUUCUGGAGCUUCUGGAAACCCUGGUACUGAUGGUAUUCCUGGAGCUAAAGGUUCAACUGGUGCUCCUGGUAUUGCUGGCGCUCCUGGUUUCCCCGGCCCACGUGGUCCACCAGGACCUCAAGGUGCUACUGGUCCUCUGGGUCCCAAAGGUCAGACGGGUGACCCUGGUAUUGCAGGAUUUAAGGGUGAACAAGGUCCAAAAGGUGAAAUUGGACCAUCAGGUCCUCAGGGAGCUCCUGGCCCAGCUGGUGAAGAAGGUAAAAGAGGUGCCCGUGGUGAACCUGGUGCUGCUGGCCCACUUGGUCCUCCUGGUGAAAGAGGUGCUCCUGGUAACCGUGGUUUCCCUGGUCAAGAUGGUCUUGCUGGUCCUAAGGGUGCUCCUGGAGAACGUGGUGUUCCAGGUCUUGGUGGUCCAAAAGGCUCUAAUGGUGAUCCAGGCCGUCCUGGUGAGCCUGGUCUUCCUGGUGCUAGAGGUCUUACUGGUCGCCCUGGUGAUGCUGGUCCUCAAGGAAAAGUUGGUCCAAGUGGUGCUGCUGGUGAAGAUGGCCGCCCUGGACCUCCUGGCCCACAGGGUGCCCGUGGUCAGCCUGGUGUUAUGGGAUUCCCAGGACCUAAGGGUGCUAAUGGUGAAGCUGGCAAGCCUGGUGAGAAAGGAUUGGUUGGUGCUCCUGGUCUGAGAGGUCUCCCUGGUAAAGAUGGUGAAACUGGUUCUCAAGGUCCAAAUGGUCCUGCUGGACCUGCAGGAGAGAGAGGAGAACAAGGUCCUCCUGGUCCGUCUGGAUUCCAGGGUCUUCCUGGUCCCCCUGGUCCUCCAGGUGAAGGUGGCAAACCAGGUGAUCAGGGUGUUCCCGGAGAAGCUGGUGCAGCAGGUCUUGUUGGUCCAAGAGGUGAACGUGGUUUCCCAGGUGAGCGCGGUUCUUCUGGCCCUCAAGGUCUCCAAGGUCCACGUGGUCUUCCUGGUACUCCUGGUACUGAUGGUCCCAAGGGAGCAACUGGUCCAUCUGGUCCCAAUGGUGCUCAAGGUCCUCCUGGUCUUCAAGGUAUGCCUGGUGAGAGAGGUACUAGCGGAAUCCCCGGAGCAAAGGGUGACAGAGGUGACACUGGUGAGAAAGGUCCUGAGGGUGCUCCUGGCAAAGAUGGCGCAAGAGGCUUGACUGGUCCAAUUGGUCCACAUGGUCCUGCUGGUCCUAAUGGUGAGAAGGGAGAAUCUGGUCCUCCUGGUCAAGCUGGCAUUGUUGGUGCCCGUGGUGCUCCUGGUGACCGUGGUGAAACUGGCCCUCCUGGUCCCGCUGGUUUUGCUGGACCUCCUGGCGCUGAUGGUCAACCUGGUAUUAAGGGUGAGCAUGGCGAGGCUGGUCAGAAGGGUGAUGCUGGUGCUCCAGGUCCACAAGGUCCAUCUGGCGCUCCUGGUCCACAGGGUCCAACUGGUGUUACAGGUCCUAAAGGAACACGUGGUGCUCAGGGUCCUCCUGGUGCUACUGGAUUCCCUGGUGCUGCUGGUAGAGUUGGUACUCCUGGUCCCAAUGGUAACCCUGGACCUCCUGGGCCUCCUGGUUCUGCUGGUAAAGAUGGACCUAAAGGUGCUCGCGGUGAUGGUGGUCCCCCUGGCCGUGCUGGUGAUCCUGGUCUCCAAGGACCUGCUGGUACUCCUGGUGAGAAGGGAGAGCCUGGUGAAGAUGGCCCAAAUGGUCCUGAUGGUCCCCCUGGCCCUCAAGGUUUGGCAGGUCAGCGUGGUAUUGUUGGUCUACCUGGUCAGCGUGGUGAGAGAGGUUUCCCUGGUCUGCCUGGUCCAUCUGGUGAGCCUGGAAAGCAAGGAAGCACUGGCUCUUCUGGUGACCGUGGACCCCCUGGCCCUGUUGGCCCACCUGGUUUAACUGGACCUGCUGGAGAGCCUGGCCGUGAAGGUAACCCUGGUUCUGAUGGUCCUCCUGGUCGUGAUGGUUCCACAGGUGUUAAGGGUGAUCGUGGUGAGACAGGCCCUCUUGGUGCUCCUGGCGCUCCUGGUUCCCCUGGUGCUCCUGGUCCAGUUGGGCCUACUGGAAAACAGGGAGACAGAGGUGAAGCUGGUCCACAAGGUCCUCUGGGUCCAUCUGGUCCUGCUGGUGCUCGUGGUCUGAAUGGUCCUCAAGGUCCCCGUGGUGAUAAGGGUGAGGCUGGUGAAGCUGGUGAGAGAGGACAGAAGGGUCAUAGAGGAUUCACUGGUCUUCAGGGUCUUCCUGGGCCUCCUGGUACUGCUGGUGAUCAAGGUGCUACUGGUCCUGCCGGUCCUUCUGGUCCUAGAGGUCCCCCUGGUCCUGUUGGUCCCUCUGGCAAAGAUGGCUCUAAUGGUAUUCCUGGUCCAAUUGGUCCACCUGGUCCACGUGGUCGUGGUGGUGAAACUGGUCCUGCUGGUCCACCUGGUAAUCCUGGUCCACCUGGUCCUCCUGGUCCUCCCGGCCCUGGAAUUGACAUGUCUGCUUUUGCUGGCCUUUCCCAACCUGAGAAAGGACCUGAUCCUAUGCGUUACAUGCGUGCUGACCAAGCCUCCAGUAAUCUCAGACAACAUGAUGUUGAGGUUGAUGCCACUCUGAAAUCCCUGAACAACCAGAUUGAGAGCAUUCGUAGCCCAGAUGGAAGCAAGAAGAACCCUGCCCGCACUUGCCGCGACUUGAAAUUGUGCCACCCAGACUGGAAGAGCGGAGACUACUGGAUCGAUCCUAACCAAGGCUGCACUGUGGAUGCUAUUAAGGUCUUCUGUAACAUGGAAACUGGAGAGACCUGUGUCUAUCCAAACCCAACCAAGAUUCCCAAGAAGAACUGGUGGACAAGCAAGAUCAAGGAAAAGAAACACAUAUGGUUUGGAGAGACAAUCAAUGGAGGCUUCCAAUUCAGCUAUGGUGAUGACAGCUCAGCACCUAACACUGCAAGUAUUCAGAUGACCUUCCUCCGCCUGCUGUCUACUGAUGCAUCUCAGAACAUCACCUACCACUGCAAGAACAGCGUUGCCUUUAUGGAUGAAGCUACAGGCAACUUGAAAAAGGCUCUCUUACUUCAGGGAUCCAAUGAUGUUGAAAUCAGAGCCGAAGGCAACAGCCGAUUUACAUACAAUGCCUUGGAAGAUGGUUGCAAGAAACAUACAGGCAAAUGGGGCAAGACAGUUAUUGAAUACAGGACACAGAAAACAUCUCGCCUGCCCAUCGUAGACAUUGCACCUAUGGAUAUUGGGGGAGCUGAUCAGGAAUUUGGCGUUGACAUUGGCCCAGUUUGCUUCUUGUAAAAACAAAAAUAAUAAAAUAAUUAAAACCUUAAGGACCUGAGUACUUUCCAAUCACUUUUAGGACUUCUGCACUGAAUGGCUGAACCGACCCCAAAUUUGAAUUCAUCCACGCGCUUACAUUUUGGACUUAUUCAUUUUGUAUUUCAAUGCCAGAACUGGGCAGACUGCGAAAUAAAAUCAUGGUAUUAUUUAUUUAUUGUCUUCCUGUAAGACCUAUGGGUCAGGUGUGAAACUAUCUGGCAUGUUUGAAGGCCCCAUUACCGAAGUACGAAGUGCAGUUAAUAACAGCCCCUCCCCCCUCGCAGUGUAUAUCAGCAGGAGUACUGUGUUUAACUGAAUGAAAUGGUGCUAUUGUUGUAAAACAAAUUUGUAUUUUAUAACAUCAACUGAUAUAAAAACUUUUUUUGGAAAGUACAA
Molecule: messenger RNA, 5078 nt
Organism: Bombina bombina (fire-bellied toad)
Lineage: Eukaryota; Metazoa; Chordata; Amphibia; Anura; Bombinatoridae
Gene: COL2A1
Product: collagen type II alpha 1 chain
Exons: 54
Coding region: 186-4661 (1491 amino acids)
Molecular function (GO): extracellular matrix structural constituent; protein binding
Source: RefSeq, a predicted model, not a curated record